AUGAACGCUACAUACGCGUAUUGGGCUUCCAGCUGCCUCUUGACUUUAUUUAUUUCAUUUUUACUACUUGGAUCUAGUUCAGCAUCAGUAGCUCAAGAAAGCACGCCCAGACAACAAGACGAAUUGCCUGUGCAAAAGAUUAAAGUGUACGAUGGUGUUUAUGUGGAAGUGCCCAAAGGAAAUGAUACGAAAAAACUGCUUUCGUUCGAAAUUCAAACAUCCAAUGAUUCGGAGACGGAAACAGGUCGUGGAAAGAAGCAAAAAAAGUUAAUGCAAAAGAUACUGCCAAUGUUCAUUAUACCAUUCCUCAUCCAAUCGACGAUAGUGCCGUUCUUUCUGAGUAUUCUUAAAUUCAUGUUACUCAAGUCACUAAUGGUUGGAAAGUUAGCGUUGGCCCUUAUUGUGUUAAACGCUUUUAAGAAUAGUAAUUCGUUCAAAGGAAGGCACGAUGCCGAAAUAGCGAAUGUACAUUAUGGUUACCAUGGCAAUGGCAUGGAAGAAUAUGGUGCAUAUAUUAAUUAA
Molecule: messenger RNA, 522 nt
Organism: Parnassius mnemosyne (clouded apollo)
Lineage: Eukaryota; Metazoa; Arthropoda; Insecta; Lepidoptera; Papilionidae
Source: the annotation of a GenBank genome assembly